GAACAGGAUUUGCCGUCGCAGCAGACCAAGUCCAUCGAGCUUACCAUGGGGGCGCAGUUCGCGAAGCACAAGCCAAGCAAGGACGAUCCAGCGGUGCCUAGAGCAGAUUUGAAGAAGAUUUACGAGGCUAUCUUAAAGGGCGAACGUUUGGGGGCUGCAGCAGACUUCGCGAUUGCCCCGGGCUGGGAUAGCCGCAUCAUGCGCGCGCGCCCCCGCUGCAAGACGGCCCCCCUCAAGCCGGAGGCUUGGGCGCGCUGCGCGGCGCCGGCGCAGCUGAUCGAGCCGGGGGCCGCCGCCCGGGGCGUCACGGGGAUGGCCAGCGCCAACAAAAAGGCGAGGCAGAUCGAGCAGCCCCAGGAGCGCAGCCCAGAGGGCCACGCGGAGAUGGUCUCUGCCGGCCACGGGGCCCCUUGGCAUGAGGGCGCCCUGGCGCCGCUGAGGACGGCCGCGCUGGCGUCC
Molecule: messenger RNA, 459 nt
Organism: Prorocentrum cordatum
Lineage: Eukaryota; Dinophyceae; Prorocentrales; Prorocentraceae
Source: the annotation of a GenBank genome assembly